This is a messenger RNA of Hibiscus syriacus, 1712 nucleotides long. RefSeq names its product pentatricopeptide repeat-containing protein At5g47360-like. The record is from RefSeq and is a predicted model, not a curated record. Lineage: Eukaryota; Viridiplantae; Streptophyta; Magnoliopsida; Malvales; Malvaceae. The coding region runs from base 274 to 1212 and encodes 312 amino acids. Gene Ontology annotation, molecular function: protein binding. The transcript has 3 exons.
CCAACCUUCUGUUGCAAAAAACCCCCCCUAAAUUCCAUCCCAAAAUAAUGUCAAUUGCUUCACUCUCCCGAUUGAUUUCACUCGCAAAUUACCCGAAACAGACCAGAGUUUUCACGUUUCGAUAUAGCUCGGCCUAUUCUGUUGACAAAUUCUUGACCAUUUUAGAGAAAAAAAGAAAGCAACGUGGAGAAAACACUAGCUUUAGUCGAUGCCAAGUUGGACCCGAAUUGUGUCUGCGAGGUGGUAAAAAGAUGCUCCUUUGGUAUAUCUGAAAUGGGUCUGAGGUUCUUUAUCUGGGCAGGUCUUCAAUCAAAUUAUAGGCUGUUUUGCGAGAAAGGGGAUAUGGAUAUGGCUGAUAAAUUGAUGAAAGAGUUUGGUUUGAUUGAUCUUUAUCCUGACAUGGUUACGUAUUUUGUGAUGAUCAAAGGGUUUUGUAAUGCUGGUCGGUUGGAGGAUGCUUGUGAGUUGUUUCAAGCAAUGAAGGGGCAAGGGUUUUCUCCGAAUGUCGUGGCAUAUUCUGUGCUUCUUGAGUCUAUGUGUAAGUAUGGGAGUACAGAGAAGGCAAUGGAAUUUUUGGGGGAGAUGGAGAAAGCAGGUGGGAGUUGUAGUCCAAAUGUCAUCACAUACACGUCAGUGAUUAAAAGCUUUUGUGAGAAGGGUCGGACAAUGGAGGCAUUGAGAAUUUUGGAUAGGAUGGGAGUUUGUGGGUGUGUUCCUAAUCGUGUAACUGUUAUUACUUUGAUUGAGGGCCUCUGUGCAGAGGGGAAUGUUGAAGAAGCAUAUAGGUUGAUUGAUAAAGUUGCUGGAAAUGGUGUUUCUGAUGGUGAUUGCUAUAGUUCUCUUGUGGUGUCUUUGAUUAGGAUGAGCAGACUUGAUGAGGCGGAGAAGGUCUUUAAGAAGAUGUUAGAAAGUGGAACUAAACCAGAUGGCAUUGCUUCUAGUGUUAUGAUUAGGGAGAUAUGUCGUGAGGGACGAGUGCUUGAUGGUUUUCUCUUUUAUGAUGAAAUUGAGCGGAUGCAAUUCAUUUCAUCCAUUGACUCCGAUAUCUAUUCUAUUCUUUUGGUUGGCUUGUGUCAGCAAAGCCAUUCGGUUGAAGCUGCCAGGCUAGCUAGGUCAAUGCUUAAGAAGAAGAUUCGCUUGGAAUCUCCUUAUGUUGAAAAAAUUAUUGAACAUCUGAAAAGUUCUGGAGAAAAGGAUCUAGUUACUCAGUAGAAUUGCAAGAUGAUAAUUUUAAACAGCUAUCUACAUGCCUUGGAGAAGCUUCAACAUGACAUGCCUACAUGGCAUACCUUGAAGGCCGAAGCGAUUUGUAUUGCUAAGCAAAGCCACAAUUGCAUAUCAGAAUGCUGGUGGGUUCCAUAAUGCUACUAAAUAACUUGUUUAUCUGCCUAUCUUUCGUGGGGUUCACAUGAUUUCAUUUACCCGGAGGACCAGGACAAAGGAAAAUAAAUUCAGGGUUAUCGAAAUCUAUGGAAGUAAAUGUAUCAUGAGUGAAUGAAUUAUUUAUUUGGAAUUCGUGAUGCAUGAAAAAACCCGGUGUUAUGUUUUGUUCUUGACAAAAUAUGGACCGGAUCAUUCUUCACUGUAUUGAAAUGAGAAAGCAGGGGGAACUGUGAGCAUCCACCUCUCAAUCCCAUUGUCUUCUUGUUAUACUCAGGUAGCUAAUUUGUUUUGAAGCUCUUUGCACUUUAGGGUUCUUAGAGAUGCUGAAA